Molecule: messenger RNA, 330 nt
Organism: Aegilops tauschii subsp. strangulata
Lineage: Eukaryota; Viridiplantae; Streptophyta; Magnoliopsida; Poales; Poaceae
Source: RefSeq, a predicted model, not a curated record
AUGGCAGUUCCCCACUACGCCUACCUGAAGAUGAAGUUGCUGGGUCCUAAGGGCCUCAUCAUCGUCGUCGGUGACUACUGCAAGUCCCUAGAGUGCGCUCAAGCCGGCGCCAAGCUGGCCGAAUCGCUGGUAAUAGCCGAGGAGCAGCGCCAGCUCGACCGGAUUGUCGCGCUAGCCAAUGAGACGCCAGCUGUGCCGGCUUUGGCCAAGGAGCCGGCUGGCGAGGCUUCGUUCCAGCCGUCCAAGGAGACCAAGAAGGUCAAGCUGAAACCGGAAGACCCUAGUUGCAGCAAGUACGUCAUCGUGGGCACCCGUCUCGACAAUAAAUAG